ACGGCGUGUAAAAAUCCGGUCAGAGGCUGAGCUGAAAGGAGCUGCAAACCAAAACAUUGCAUUGUUUAUAUAGGUAGGGUGCUGGUAAAGGUCGUGUAAAUUAAAAUGCCGAGCAAAAAGAAGAAAUACAAUGCCAGAUUUCCUCCGGCAAGAAUUAAGAAGAUUAUGCAAACAGAUGAAGAAAUUGGCAAAGUAGCUGCUGCAGUUCCUGUUAUCAUAUCACGAGCGCUUGAGCUCUUCCUGGAGUCUCUUCUGACGAAAGCCUGCCACAUCACGCAGUCACGCAAUGCUAAAACGAUGACAACGUCACAUUUGAAGCAAUGCAUUGAACUGGAGCAGCAGUUUGAUUUCCUGAAGGAUCUGGUGGCAGCAGUACCAGACAUGCAGGGAGAGGGGGAUGAAAAUCAUGCUGAGGGAACGGAGAAGAUCCCACGGAGAGGCCGGAAGCCUGGAUCAGGGCGCAAGAAUGGAGGAGCAGGAGCCAAAGGCAAAGACAAGAAACUGUCUGGUACAGAUACUGAACAAGAGGAUGAUUCUGAAGACAGCGAGACAGAUGGAGAGGAUGAGGAAUUGUCUCAGCCCAACACACACAACCAGGCAGUAUUCCACAGUCCCGACUUGACCCCUCAGUACAUGCCCAUGCCCUUGGGUGUGCCUCAGGCUGCUUUCUCAAUGCCCAUCAGCUCUUUCACACCCCAUCCUUCAGUUCUGGGAGUGAUGCCACCCCCUCCUGCUACGGUGCUGCACAAAGAUGAUCACGCUGAUGAUGAAGACUAUGACUCUUAGCUGUUUCUCUCCCCUCUUAUCUUUUUACAUUUAUUUUCAAAUUGUUCUUAUUUGGCUGCAAAUCGAUGAAAAGUGGAAAAAAAACUUGUGAGUUAAUUCACAGAAGGACGCUAACAAACCUGCAGCCUCAGCACCAGAAGAAGAAUGGGUUGUAUAUUAGCUAUGAGUUUUAAUUUGUUUUAGAAUUCUUAUUUUAUUGUCAAGGAGAAAUGAAAACAGGAGUUUUUGGUUUAGGCUGUUUUUUUAAAACUCAGAAUUUAUUGCUUUCUUGUCUUGACUGGGUCUGCGGUUAGGAAAAUCAUUCCAAGCCUAAAUUUUUUUUAACAUAGGAUGAACAUGUUCUGCACUUUUCUUUAGUUUACCAUUUAUUAUUCCUUCAGUAGCUGAUCACUGACUAAAGAAUUGUUUCUAAUUUCUCCCCCUCUUUUAAGAGCAAAUGCGUACUGUCUGUUGUCAUUUUAGUUUGAAUUUUAUUAAAUGAAAUAAUCUAAAGCAAAGCAACAUCUUUCAUUUAAAGUUUAAUCAGAAUGUACCCAGUUUUUACCCAAUUUUCUUAUUUACACAACAUGAACAUUUUCCCGCCAUGUAAAGUUGUUCAGUUCCUUAAAGUUUUAAUGUUUGUUUUCUUUACCUUAUUUUCUAAAGACGAUAUUCUCCGUAGUUGUAACCUUAAAGAUGUUACAUUAAGCAUUCUUGCUCUUUACAAAGUAAUGCAUAAACUCAGUAGACAGCUCCAACAUCCUGUACCAACUAACUCUACAACCAAAUGCACAUCUAUUUCAGUGGUAUUCUUGAUAUUUUAAAUAGUUUUAAUGUUAUGUGUGAGGGCUGUGAGGAGCUGAACUUCUGGUUCUGGUUUUUGUGCCUGUCUUUCUUCUCCGGUAGUGUAAAAUUUGAUUCCUCAGAGGCUGUAUGUAAAACUUUUAACAUUUUUAACAUUCUUAUUUUUUAUGAGUGAAAUAAAGUGCAGAUUUCAGUA
This is a messenger RNA of Trichomycterus rosablanca, 1765 nucleotides long. RefSeq names its product DR1-associated protein 1 (negative cofactor 2 alpha) (gene drap1). The transcript is spliced from 7 exons. Gene Ontology annotation, molecular function: RNA polymerase II general transcription initiation factor activity; protein heterodimerization activity; core promoter sequence-specific DNA binding. Bases 106 to 786 code for a protein of 226 amino acids. NCBI's taxonomy places the organism in Eukaryota, Metazoa, Chordata, Actinopteri, Siluriformes, Trichomycteridae. Gene Ontology annotation, biological process: transcription by RNA polymerase II. Gene Ontology annotation, cellular component: negative cofactor 2 complex; nucleus. The record is from RefSeq and is a predicted model, not a curated record.